UCAUUGGCGUUGGUGCUGCCGGGUGCGGAUGUUAGGUAGCUACGAUGUUUAUAUUCACAACAUCAUCGUACAUUUUGAUGUGAACAGAUGUUUGUGAAAAGAAGUGUCGACAUCUGUAAUUGUGGUGCCAGAAGAAACAAUUCACAUUUGUGUAAUUCUUAUUUAAAGUGGUGAGCGCUGCUAGCCUAACUGAAACCCGAGCAGAGGGACUGGCUAGUGACCAGCUGGUGACACUGGGCCAUCUAAAGUCUAAUGCAGUGAGCGUUGUCAGCCUUCUCGCGGGCAUGCUGGUUCCAGGCUGAGGCUCUGUAAUGGUGGGAGACAGCGGUGUCUGUAAACAACCGACAUUAACGAUAUUUAGAAACGACUAGUGUCUGCUCAGAGUAGCGACAUGAACACACAUCUCGGAAGGAAUGGUUUGAUCGGGCUUGCUGUUGGAGCUACUGCCAGUUUGGGUUUGAUUGCAUUCAUAAUUUACAGAGAGGUCAGUAAGAGAAGAUUCCAGAGACCGGUGAUGGAGGCCCUUCCAUCCCGCCGACUGUUUGACGGGCCUGGAUCAGAGCUGCUGCAGGAGACACUUGAAGCCCAGGGUGGGUUACCUGGAACUGGGAUGCACAUAAGGCAGGAACCUAACAUGUCUUAUGAGGAGAAGACUCAGCAGCAGGCUCUGGCAGCGGUGGAAGCAGUGGUACGGAGUUUGUCCCCAGAGCAACAACUAGAGCUCAGGAACCAGCUGGACCAGGUGCUCAGCUGCGUUGAUUCACUGCGCUCAGAAGUGGCUGAGCUGAGGGGCGGCCUGCAGGACAUCGCCGUGCAAAUCAUCCAGGAUGUCAAAAAGGGAGUGGAGGACAGUCAGCGAGUACGCAGGCGCCGUCAUGUUGUCAACAGAGACCGCAAUGAUUCCACCAGUUCCAGCUCCAUCUAUUUCACUGCCAGCCAGGGCAUGGCCAGUGCAUAUGAAGAGACCAGCGAAGGAGGUUACUCCACAGCAUAUGCUGAGUCAGACUACACAGACCGGGACACAGACAGAGAGGAGCAGGAGCCUGAGCAGGAGCCUGAGCAGGAGUCUGAUGAGGAUGAAGACGGGAGCUGUGCCACAGUCAUCACGCUCCGCCAGGAAGACUCCCCAGAAGAGGAGGUGGAUGAAAGUAGAGAGCUGGAGGAGGAGGAAGAUGAUCAGGGCAGGCCAAAGCUGGCGACUGAAGUUCCCAGUGGGGAGCUUGCUCUCCUUCUGGCUCAGAGUGACAUCCUCCACACAGGAGAUGCCAGUUUAAAGGCAGAGGGCUUUCGACUCCUGCUGGACAACAGAGCAGAGUAUGGAGACAACAGGGAGUUUCUAUGGAGACUGGCUCGGGCAUACAUUGAUGUGUAUGAGUCCACUGAGGACAAACAAAAGAAGAUGAUAUAUGCACAACAAGGUCGUAUGGAGGCAGAGCUGGCCCUGAAGAAGAAUGGCCUGAACGCUGAGUGUCACAAAUGGUUUGCUGUGCUGACAGGACUCUGCUCCCAGUAUGAGGGCAUGCAUGGCAAGCUGAAGAGCAGCCUCUUACUCAAAGAGCAUCUGGAACGUGCCAUCUUCCUCAGAGAUGAUGACCCCAUGUGUUUCUACCUGCUGGGUAGAUGGAGCUAUGAGGUAGCCACCCUGGACUGGUUUGAGCGGAAGGCGGCUGCUGCCCUCUACCACAGCCCCCCCUACUCUACACUGCAUGACGCCCUUGAGAACUUCCUCAAGGCAGAGGAACUCAGUCCAGGUUUCUCCAAGGCCGUGAGACUUUACAUUGCAAAGUGUCACAAGGAACUGGGAAACAUAUCGGAGGCCACAAACUGGACCGAGCUGGCUCUGAACAUGACCACGAACAGUGACAAUGAUGAAGAAACAUCCAAACUGGAAGCUCAACUUGUGGUCUUAACUGACAGAGCAACUUGAACAAUUAAUUUAGACUGAGGUCUACCAGAUGGAGCCUGGCUAGUCCGGCCAUCCAUCUGUGAUCGAUCAGUCCGGUGGGCUUUACACAAGGCACAUUAUAUCCCGUCAUUGGUUGAUAGCUUUGUUAUGCUGUCACUGUGGACUUAUAAAGUUUUUUGAUGUUGAUUUAUUUUUCUGCUGACUUUAUUAUGCUUCAUUGAGUCAGUAUUUAGUGAUUCAUAGUCAUGCAGAUAUCUCAAGGACCAGACAAAUUAAUCCAUUUGCACGGCUAGAUACCAGAGGUAAGGUCAUUUUAUUAUUAUUGUUCGUCAGCUACAUUCAAUUCAGUGUCAUAAUGACACAGUGGAAGAUUUCCACUAGUCAAACACUACAGUUUUCCACUACAAACAGAAUAUUUAGUGAUAUGCGAUGAUAAAAUUAAUUGGAGGUAGAAGUUUUUAACUGAGUAGUCUGGUUGUAUCCACAUUUUUUUUUACAUGAUUCCCUGAAGUGAAAGUACAGGUGCAGUAUUUAAUUGAGUCAUCAGUUUAUCAACUAACAUCACUUUAAUAGUACUGUGUUUUGUAUUCCCUGGAAUUUACACUUUUGAAAUACAUUUAAGUUAACAGGGGAUAUCAGAAGUGAUCCUUUUCACAGUUAAAGAAUGAAAAAUGUGGCAUGCAAUUCGGUGACACAGUGAUUGCAUUUAAUAAACUUCUGUUUUCACA
Platichthys flesus (European flounder) is the source of this 2634-nucleotide messenger RNA. RefSeq names its product regulator of microtubule dynamics 3 (gene rmdn3). Lineage: Eukaryota; Metazoa; Chordata; Actinopteri; Pleuronectiformes; Pleuronectidae. The transcript has 12 exons. Gene Ontology annotation, cellular component: mitotic spindle pole; cytoplasm; spindle microtubule. The record is from RefSeq and is a predicted model, not a curated record. Bases 392 to 1927 code for a protein of 511 amino acids. Gene Ontology annotation, molecular function: microtubule binding.